AUCCCUCUCCCCAACCCAGCUGUUCCUCAGUCUAAAUAAUGUAGUCCUCACCAGAAUACGGUCGAGAUGUAAGCCUUUAGGGAAAAUAACAAUCAACACAGCUAGUUCCGCUAUAAAUUUCUCAAUUACUAAAUCAGAUACGAGUUUCGUGUUGAAACCUUCAAAUCUAACACAUUUCGCACAAAAUAUCACGCAUUCUAACCAACAAACCACGGCACGUCGCUAUUUUAAACCAGUGAUUUAACCUCUGAUAAACAACUCCAACUCCUUUAAAUAUUCCACUGAAAAUCUUGACUUUAGACACAAAUAAAAACUAACCCAAACCCCCAUGUGAACCACAACGUAGCUAACCUAUCAUACCAACAUGAAACGAUCAAACAAAUCAGAUUGUAAGCGGGAGAGUGAUUGAAAUCUGAGUUAGUGGUGUGACAAUAAUUGAUAUUUCUGACAGCGAUUGUCACAAUGAAUUCCAAGCAGAUAUUUCAUCAAGUGGUGAAGAAGAUCAUGAAAAUGGCCAGUGAGUAUGUGAGAGAAUACCAGCACAAGUUCUAUUUUGAAAAGCCAAAGCGAGACUAUGUUUAGACACCGCCCACACCCACCACCUUUCUCAUGGGACUGCAGCCUGCUAGAAGUCAACCCUGAGGUUGACGAUGAGGCCCACCUUCUCGACAGGCCGAUGCGCGCGGUCCAGCUCGUUGGCCAAGUUCACCCUCUUUGUCCUACUGACGGGCGCCUACUGCUAUCUCUCCUACCUCUCCAUGCCUAGCAGGGUGACCUCCACCCCCUCCCACCGAGCCACCUCACGCGCCAAUCGUACCACCAAAACAAUAAUACACCAUACGACAGAGCAAGCCUACGACUGGACAGAGGUGGAAAUGAAACUAUCUGAACGGAAAGACAGAUUGCAAAACAUCUGCACAAGUGGAGUUGUGCCAGAUCUGAAACCGAAUGCAUGGGAAUUCGUCAUCGACGCCAAACAUGAGCUCAUAUGGUGCAACAUAUUUAAGGCGGCUAGCUCCUCCUGGAUGUAUAAUUUCAACUUAUUAGGUGGCUACCCUGACGCCUACCUCCGCAUGGUAAAGAAGAACCCGAUCACCCUGCUGCGAGCUCGCUUCCCUCGCCCAACCGUCCACCAGCUGGAGACUUCCCUCCCAUCCUCUCUCUCUUUCUUAAUAGUUCGCGACCCCUUUCACCGCCUCCUAUCUGCCUAUCGCGACAAACUGGAAACUGUACAUUCGCCCUACUACCGUCAGUUGGCCAAGGUGAUAGUGGCCCGCUACCGAGCGAAAAGCAGCCGAUACAAGGGUGGUCCGACAUUCGCCGAGUUCGCCAGUUAUGUGGCCGACAGCCGAAAGAGACCUGACGAACACUGGGCGCCGUUCUACAAGUUCUGCACGCCUUGCGCCGUCAACUUCACCGUUAUUGCUAAGCUAGAAACCCUGAACCGCGACCAAAACUACAUAAUACACCGACAAAAGCUGGAGCGAAUACUGACGCCGAACCGGCUCCAGGUGCAAAACCGCUCGCAGGGCGGCCUCCACACCAAAGAUCUCAUCAAAAAGUACUACUCAAAGCUGAGUCGAGCCCUUCUCGACAGACUGGUCGACAUCUACCGGAUCGAUUUCCAACUGUUCGACUAUAACGCCCAAAAGUACUACGAUCUAAUCAAGCCUUAAUACCGAGAUGCCUCUAUUUCAAUCCCAUAGCAAGCCUUCAUUACCUAGUGCAACCAAGUAAACGAACAAUUUAUAAAUAGAACUGUAGUGGAUGAGAAACUAGAAUUUCAGGAACUAAUAAGUGCAGCAAGGGUACAUUUUUUACAGUAGAAAACUUCUUGAUAGAUUAAUAUUGUGAAGUCCACGUUGUAAUGACAGUAUUUGAUCAACAUAUUUGGGUUCAUCUUGCUGAUUCUCUCCCAAUCAUCAAUUUGAUGUUGUGAUUGUAAAAUGAAUUAAAUAAAUAAAUGAAACAUUCCUGUAGCUAACAUUGUCUAUCAUUCGACAAAGCAGAUAGCCCUAUCCUUAUCUAGCUCCACAACGUUCCCAGAUCGUUAACUAAUAUAACUAAUAAACAAAAUAUUAAUCUCAAUUAUGAAUAUUUAUUAUUUAAUCAUUGAAAAAUAUAUUCUCUUCACAAAUAAAUAUAGUUGGUUAUUUUGAACAAGAAUGAACAGUUGAUAUCACAUCAGAUAUACCUUUAUCAGCUAUCUGCUAUAAAAGACAUUGGCAAGGCAGAGAAUCGGCAACGAUGUUUCUCCACUGUCAUUAUAACGUGAACAUCACUAUAGUUCAAUUCCUCUCAAAGCCUUCAACAAAAUUAUCUAGCACACCCAGGAAAAUCAAAUGUAAAAUUUUAUACAGAGUAAAUUAGACCUGUAGUAAAUUAUAAACUGAUCUUUCAACAAUAUUAUUUAGUGCAACAGGAGAAAAAAGCUUAACAUUUUUAUAAAACAGUAGCGGGGGUAUUGGUGGAGCUCAAUUAUAUUCAAAGCCUUCAAUAAAACAUUAUUUAGUCCAUCAAGAGGGAAUGCAAAUGAAUAUUUUGUAAGAAGUAGAAAACUUAUUGGUCGAUGAAUGUCAGUUCCAUUCAACAAUAAUCAAGCCAUCAACAGAAAAUUAUUUUUUGUACCAGGGUAAAUUCGGUUAAUUAGUUUAUAAAGUAACAGUAGUGAAGAAAAUAAGUGGACACAAUAACGUAAUGACUAAAAACAACCAGAACCAAUAAUUGACAUCAAAAAAUUGAAAUAUUUUCAUAAAAACUAAACUGUCGAACACAGAGACAGUAAUAACAUAAUAUUUGAUAAUACGAAUCCUGAUUAAAUUCCAAACAUAUAAAACACUGUUCUGCUGCAAAUGAGAAUCAAAGUGCAGAUUGAUUAUUAAGUUUGAAUGAAACCCACCAAUAUUCAUUGCAGAUAAGAAUCGUAUAGACUCUUAGGGAGUCAUACACAAUAUUUCACGAUGAUUCAAACGUCCAGAGAUAAAUUUAUAGUUUCAAAUUAUCAUUUUUCACAAAUUUUGAGUUUUUAAUUAUUUCAAAUACUAGAUUAAUUGAAUGUAAGUUAUUAAUAAAAACGUAUAAAGCUAACUAAUAUCUCAUUAACCAGGCACAACUUCAAACUAAGACAAUAAUUCCCAAAAUCAAUCUAUGAAAUAUUUUUAUAGCCACAAAAUUAAUAAGGAUAAAACCAGACAUAAUUUUCUCGAAUACCAUAUUUCAAUACUGCUUGUAAUAACCUUCUAACCGCAUUUCCGUUGAUACCCCAAUAUUAAUACUUCAUUAUUACUCCUAACACAUUCUGUGAAAAUCUUCUAUUAAAAUCAAUAAUUUUGAACAUACUUCUAAAAUUACUACAAAUAGCUUUAUCAUAAAUAAUAUAAUAUUUUUAUCAUGGGAGCAAUAAUCAAUUGCAAUAAGCUAUAAAGCUAAUUAGAUUUAAGCACAACUCGUUGAGGAAACAUCUACGCACCUCAUUUAAGCUAAUAAGUAAUGAGCUUAAAUUAAAAAUAAUUUAGCUUAUAAACAUUGCACUUUAUUAAAUAAAUUGAAUUCACUCC
Nilaparvata lugens (brown planthopper) is the source of this 3557-nucleotide messenger RNA. RefSeq names its product carbohydrate sulfotransferase 10. Gene Ontology annotation, biological process: carbohydrate biosynthetic process. Lineage: Eukaryota; Metazoa; Arthropoda; Insecta; Hemiptera; Delphacidae. Gene Ontology annotation, cellular component: membrane. The record is from RefSeq and is a predicted model, not a curated record. The coding region runs from base 651 to 1676 and encodes 341 amino acids. The transcript is spliced from 6 exons. Gene Ontology annotation, molecular function: sulfotransferase activity.